AUGGAUGGGAUGAGAAAACAAUCAUCCGGAGCAGCGUGGAGAAGCAGCGAGAACAACCCCGGGAUGGACCAAACCCACGCACCGCCGCAUCCCCGCCGUCCCCGCCAUCCCCGCCGUCCCCGCCGCCGCCAUGCCCAAAAGAAAGGAGAUAAAGCCAAGGUGAAGGACAAGCCACAGAGAAGAUCUGCAAGGUUGUCUGCUAAACCUGCUCCUCCAAAGCCAGAGCCCAAGCCUAAAAAGGCCCCUGCAAAGAAGGGAGAGAAGGUCCCCAAAGGGAAGAAAGGGAAAGCCGAUGCCGGGAAGGAUGCGAAUAAUCCUGCAGAGAACGGAGAUGCCAAAACAGACCAGGCACAAAAAGCUGAACAUGCUGGAGAUGCCAAGUAAAAUGUGUGCAUUUUUGAUAACUGUGUACUUUUGGUGACUGUACAGUUUGAAAUACUAUUUUUAUCAAGUUUUAUAAAAAUGCAGAAUUUUGUUUUUCUCUUUUUUCUUUAAGCUGUGUUGUUAGCACACAGAACACUUCAUUCUUUUUGGGGGGGAAGGAACAUGUGUCA
This is a messenger RNA of Peromyscus maniculatus bairdii (prairie deer mouse), 554 nucleotides long. The record is from RefSeq and is a predicted model, not a curated record. Lineage: Eukaryota; Metazoa; Chordata; Mammalia; Rodentia; Cricetidae.